Paramuricea clavata is the source of this 427-nucleotide messenger RNA. NCBI's taxonomy places the organism in Eukaryota, Metazoa, Cnidaria, Anthozoa, Malacalcyonacea, Plexauridae. The record is from the annotation of a GenBank genome assembly.
GUUUUAUGGCCGCCGUUUUGCAGGAGACACUGGAAGAUAUCAAAAUAGUGAAAGGGAUAAUUUGAAGUACGAGAGAGAUUCGUAUACGGAUCAAGAUAGGUUUCCAAGCCACGACGAGAGGCACAGAUCCGAAACCGAUCUUAGUUAUGACUCACGAUUUGAUAGCUAUCCUAGGAACAACGACAGGUUUCAUAGGGAAGAAAGGAGACAUGAAAUUGAUCGUCGGAGACGAGUAGAUCAUCGGGAUGCUGGAAGAUAUCGUCAUCCACACUACGAUGGAAGUUACGAGAAACCUGCAAAUUACAGAGAAAGAGACGAUAGGAAUAACAGCAGAAUGCAUAAUAGAACAGAACUCCGAGUCGAGAUUAUAGAUGGAAAUAGGAAUACUGGAACAACAAAGAGUAUUGAUAAGCCCAGAGAAACCUAG